CUCUCUCCAUCCAUUUUUUUCUGAUUUAAAUCGCCACGUACAGUCUGUGUACACACAUUGGCGACGGGUAUACACUCGCGACAAUACAACGACGACACGGCGACUCAAUGACGACGAGGACGAGGAGGAGAAGGAGGACGACGACAAAAAGCAAAACAGGGGGAAAAGGCGCGCGCACUGGUGCCGAAUUCCGGAAACGAUUCCGCCUCUCCGCGGGGCAGGAUCGAGUUAACGAGAGACAUCACCGAGUGUUCCGGCCGCGAACGUCGGGAGAGAGCCGGGACGGGAUCGGCGCGCGGCCGUUUUUAUCGCCGCGGCUUGAGAGGCGCGCAGUGCUCGAACGGGCACGCUCGAAUCGAUUUUCCCGGUGGUUCUGCCGUCGAGCGUCGAGCGAGCUUACGCCAACGUACGUGUACGUGUGCGCAUUUUCUCGACUAGUCGCUGCUCGCCGAGUGGACGCCCGUUAAUUCCUCGCCACCGAUACCGGGAUCCCGAGCCCUGGACCGAGAAGCUUGGGAAUUAACGAGCGGAAGAGUAUCGGAGCGUGGGGAAGACGAGAACGAGGCGAGAAGGCAGAGAGGGUGAGUGAGAGACGAGAGGGUGGUGGUGAAUCGACGGAGCAGUCGAAGACGGGGCGAGGAUGACGGGCGAGGACGGGAAGUGCGGCGGCGCCGGCGGCGGCGGCGGCGGCGGUACCGGGACGAACGUGAACGUCAGCGACAACGCCAACAACGUGAACGUCAGCCAGCAGAACGGCGGCCCGGAAAAGGCGCCCGUCGUCGGCGGCACCAACGUGGAGACGCUGCCACGCGCCGGCAAGCAGAGCGAUCCCAGCACUGCGUUUCUACGGGCAGCUCGCGCUGGGCAGCUCGAGAAGGUCUUGGAGUACUUGGAGUCCGGAGUGGAUAUCAACGCUUCUAACGCAAAUGGCUUGAACGCUUUGCACCUGGCAGCUAAAGACGGCCACUUGGAGAUCGUGAGGGAGCUCCUAAAUCGCGGUGCGAUCGUAGACGCCGCUACUAAAAAGGGAAACACGGCGUUGCACAUAGCUUCUCUUGCUGGACAAGAGGAGGUUGUGCAAUUGUUGGUGCAACGAGGUGCCUCCGUGAAUGCACAAUCGCAAAAUGGCUUUACGCCGCUCUACAUGGCUGCCCAGGAAAAUCACGACUCUGUGGUCAAGUACCUCCUCAGCAAGGGUGCGAAUCAGACAUUGGCCACCGAGGACGGUUUCACUCCGUUGGCGGUGGCUAUGCAACAGGGUCACGACAAGGUAGUAGCCGUUCUGCUAGAAAACGACACUCGUGGUAAAGUUCGACUGCCAGCCCUACACAUCGCCGCGAAGAAAGACGACUGCAAGGCGGCCGCCCUACUUUUGCAAAACGACCAUAAUCCCGAUGUAACAUCGAAGAGCGGUUUCACGCCGCUUCACAUAGCGGCGCAUUAUGGCAACGACCGAAUCGCCUCCUUGCUUUACGACAGAGGCGCGGAUGUUAAUUUCGCGGCGAAGCACAAUAUCACACCGAUGCACGUGGCGGCGAAAUGGGGCAAAAUCAAAAUGGUGAAUCUCCUGAUGAGCAAGGGGGCGAACAUCGAAGCGAAAACGAGAGACGGUCUGACUCCUUUGCACUGCGCUGCCAGAUCCGGCCAUCACGAGGUAGUUGACAUACUCAUCGAGAAGGGGGCACCGAUCGGCUCGAAAACGAAGAAUGGUCUUGCGCCGUUGCACAUGGCUUCUCAAGGGGAUCACGUGGACGCCGCGAGGAUCUUGCUGUAUCACCGAGCUCCCGUGGACGAAGUGACGGUGGACUACCUGACCGCGUUGCAUGUCGCUGCGCACUGCGGCCAUGUGCGAGUGGCCAAACUGCUUCUGGACAGGAACGCCGAUCCCAACGCGCGGGCGCUCAAUGGAUUCACUCCCCUUCACAUCGCGUGCAAGAAGAAUAGAAUAAAGGUGGUGGAACUGCUUCUCAAGCACAAAGCUAGCAUCGAAGCUACGACUGAGUCUGGACUAACCCCAUUGCACGUAGCGAGUUUCAUGGGGUGCAUGAAUAUCGUGAUUUACUUGCUGCAACACGAGGCCAGCCCCGACAUACCGACAGUGAGAGGCGAAACGCCAUUACACUUAGCUGCCAGAGCGAACCAAACCGAUAUUAUUAGGAUACUUCUUAGGAACGGUGCCCAGGUCGACGCUCGAGCAAGAGAGGAACAGACACCGCUUCAUGUCGCUUCCCGCUUGGGUAACGUCGAUAUCGUGAUGUUACUGCUGCAACACGGUGCAGGAGUAGAUGCCACAACGAAAGAUUUAUACACUCCGCUUCAUAUCGCUGCUAAGGAGGGCCAGGAGGAGGUUGCAUCCGUAUUACUAGAAAACAGCGCAUCGCUUACCGCAACGACCAAGAAAGGAUUCACCCCCUUGCAUUUAGCGGCCAAGUACGGCAACAUGAACGUAGCGCGAUUAUUGUUACAGAAGAACGCACCCGUUGACGCUCAAGGAAAGAACGGGGUGACGCCUCUUCACGUAGCGUCCCACUACGACCAUCAGAACGUGGCUUUGCUUUUGCUCGACAAAGGAGCCUCACCUCAUGCCAUGGCUAAGAACGGACAUACACCUUUGCAUAUUGCCGCACGCAAGAAUCAGAUGGACAUCGCAACUACUUUGUUAGAGUACGGAGCAAAGGCCAAUGCGGAAUCGAAGGCGGGUUUCACGCCGUUACAUUUGAGUGCACAAGAAGGCCACACUGAUAUGUCGACUCUUCUUAUCGAGCACAAGGCGGACACAAAUCACAAAGCGAAGAAUGGCCUUACGCCUUUGCAUCUAUGCGCACAAGAAGACAAAGUGAACGUCGCAUCCAUUCUCGUGAAGAAUGGCGCCCAGAUCGACGCCAAGACCAAGGCCGGAUACACACCGUUGCACGUGGCGUCACACUUCGGCCAAGCAGCCAUGGUACGAUUCCUCCUGAGAUCCGGUGCAGCCGUUGACAGCAGCACCAAUGCCGGCUACACUCCCCUGCAUCAGGCCGCGCAGCAAGGACACACCCUGGUCAUUAAUCUGCUCUUGGAGAGUAAAGCUAAACCGAACGCCGUGACCAACAACGGGCAGACCGCUUUGGACAUCGCACAAAAACUCGGCUACAUCAGCGUCAUAGAAACGCUCAAGGUCGUCACGGAGACCAUCAUCACGACCACUCACACCGUCACCAUCGAGGAGAAGUAUCGAGUUCAAGCGCCCGAGUCUAUGCAGGAGACAUUCAUGAGCGACAGCGAGGACGAAGGGGGUGGUGAUGAAAUCGGCACCGCAGCCAUGAAUGUGUACGGGCAGCCUCCGCACGCGCAACACGUGUACCUUCCUUCUUACUACCAGGGCCAAAUGACCUAUACCCGUGAGGAUCCGAUGCUCAGCGACCAACAGCAGUAUCGAUACAUGACUGUUGACGACAUGAAAUCCAUGGGGGAUGACUCGAUGCGUGUGAACGUGACGGACGACGAGAGAGAUAAUCGACAUUCCGGAGCGCCGACCAUAACGGAGAUGAUCACGAAGGAGAAUUAUCAGCGUACGAACGCGGCCAAUCUCAAGCCGGACAAUGUGGACAUCAACAGGCACCCAGUGCACGUCGGCGCGUCCCUAGAGUCCCUAUGCACUUCGCUGGCAGCCCUCAGUACCGCGCCGAAGGGACAAGGAAUGUGGAGGGACAGCUUCCUGGUUUCCUUUCUGGUGGACGCGAGAGGCGGUGCAAUGCGCGGAUGCAGGCACAGCGGCGUCCGCGUGAUUGUUCCGCCGCGCAAAGCUGCGAUGCCCAUGCGGGUCACAUGCCGGUACUUGAGGAGGGACAAAUUAACGAAUCCACCACCCUUGAUGGAAGGGGAGGCGUUGGCCAGCCGCAUCCUCGAACUGGGGCCAGUGGGUGCAAAAUUCUUAGGCCCUGUUAUCAUCGAGGUACCACACUUCGCGUCGCUGCGUGGAAAAGAGCGGGAGAUAGUGAUUCUCCGAUCAGACAACGGGGAGACCUGGCGCGAACACACCUUGGAAGCCAGCGAGGAGGCUGUCCAGGAUGUGCUUAACGAGAGCUUUGAGGGAGAAGAGCUAAGCCAGCUGGAAGAUCUCCAGACGUCUCGCAUCGUUAGGAUACUCACCGUAGAUUUCCCACAUUACUUCGCGGUAGUAUCUCGCAUCAGACAAGAGGUACAUGCGGUUGGUCCCGAAGGCGGCACCGUAUCGUCGUCCGCCGUGCCACAAGUACAAGCUGUCUUCCCGCAAGCGGCCCUUACCAAGAAGAUCAGAGUCGGUCUGCAGGCACACCCGAUACCCGCGGAUCUCGUGGCUAAAUUACUCGGGAACCGAGUGGCAGUGUCGCCGAUCGUUACCGUCGAGCCGAGACGAAGAAAGUUCCACAAGCCGAUAACCUUAACCAUCCCGGUGCCGCAAGCGGCCAAUAAAGGCAUGAUCAACCAGUACUCCGGAGACGCGCCGACCCUGAGGCUCCUGUGCAGCAUAACUGGUCGUUCAGGGGGUCAGACUCGGGCAGUCUGGGAGGAUGUCACAGGUUCGACGCCGCUGACUUUUGUGAAAGAUUGCGUGUCCUUCACCACUACAGUCUCCGCCCGCUUCUGGCUGAUGGACUGCCGCAACAUCUCCGAGGCCACGAAAAUGGCCACGGAACUCUACACGCACGCGACCCAUGUGCCGUUCAUGGCCAAGUUCGUGGUGUUUGCGAAACGAGUCGAUCCGAUGGAGGCGAGAUUGCGCGUGUUCUGCAUGACGGACGACAAGGAGGACAAGACUCUGGAGCACCAGGAGCACUUCACGGAAGUCGCCAAGAGCAGGGAUGUGGAGGUUUUGGAAGGGAAGACGCAAUAUAUGGAGUUCACGGGCAAUCUCGUGCCUGUGCUGAAGACCGGCGAGCAGCUUCAACUGCCGUUCAGGGCGUUCAAGGAGAACAGAGUACCGUUCACCGCGAGGAUAAAGGACCCAGACGCCGCGGACAUGAUGGGUCGCAUCAUGUUCAUGAGCGAGCCCAAGGUGCCACGUGGUGAAUUACCACAAACACCCAUCUGUACGCUGAACAUCCUGUUGCCGGAGAAGAUCUCGCCGGAUACUGCGGUCUCCGAGCUCGACCUGCUCGAAUUGUCGAAGAACUACAGCUUCUUGCGCGACGGUGGAAUAAGCAGACCAGACGCCAUCCAUAGAGCGACUAUCCGUCUGACGGACAUCGCCAAUCUGCUGAAUACAGAUUGGGAACAGUUGGCGGAGGAGUUGAACAUACCGCCUAACGACGUGGCUCUAAUCAAGCAGGAGUACCCCGACAAACCCGCGCAGCAGGCCGCUGCAAUGUUCAAGAUCUGGCAGAACAACGGAAACAAAGCCACAGGAAACACGCUGGAGAAGGCGCUCAACAAGAUCGGUCGUGAGGAUAUCGUGAACAAGUGUAUCUUCAACGUCGAGUUGGUGACGGACGACGUGGAGAAGGCUGUCGCGCGAGUCAGAUUAGAUCAGCCCGGCUUUGACUCAUUGAAGGAGGAAUUGGGGCCGUCGCGAAACACAUCGCUCCGUCGUGAUGCAACGAUGGAUCCUAAGAUGGACCCUGAUUAUGAAGAGCCUGACAGAAUGAAGGACUCUGAAUCGGUCGAGGAUCUCAGUAUCACCGGCAGCGUACACGACAAACGAACCAAACAGCACGUCACAAUCACAAACGGCACUGUAUUCAACGGAACCUCGACCCCUAUCAAAGACAAAUACGCGAGCGACGAGAAAGAGCUCGGCGACAUGAUGGCCGAUUACCUUACGCACAAGUGUCACGUGGCCGACACGAUGAGCAAAAAGUCGCGCGACGAACUGGACGAUCCGGAGAAAAAACGGCAGAAAGUGAUCGCCGACGCCAACAAGAUAGUCUCUGGUGUAAUAGCAGACGCUGAGAAAGAGAAGGGGAAGUUAGCGAAGGAAGGGUGGUCGGUGGUAUAUGAUGAUGAUGCGCGGGACAGUAAAGAGGCGCGGGGUGCGGUAGGACAGACGUUAAUUAACGUACAUUUAGAUAGAACCGCCGCCGAGCCGGCGGGCAUAAUUCCGAAGGCGACCGACGAGCCGAAGGGUGUGGUUCCGAGGGCGGUCGCCGAGCAAGUGCCGUCUAUCGAGCCGCCGAUGGUUAGGCAGUACCGCGACGUUAAGCCGGAACCCAAGAUUAGCGCUUCGAAAACCGUAGUUUCCGUCAGCGACGAUCCGAAAGUAGGUCAGACGAAGGUGGUCACGACGAAGACUACCACGGUGAUCAAGCAAUUCGAUCAGACGCCGGCCAAGGUUAUCGCGAAAGAGAGCAGCGUGAUAGUUUCCCCCGAUAGAAAGGACGCCGUUAGCGAGAAGGAGAAACUCUCGAAGGAGGGCAAAGAGGUCGACGAGAAGUCGUCGGCUCCCGCGUCGCUCGCGCAGAAACCGGCGAAGGACGAUCAGAAGAAAUCGGACGUGAAAGCUCCUGUGGAUAAGGACAAGAAAAAGGAGAAAGAGAAGGUGGAGGCUGCACGAGUCGAGCAGAAAAAGCCGGACGCGAAAGCUCCUGCGGAUAAAGACAAGAAAAAGGAUAAGGAUAAAGAGAAAGACAAGGAGAAGGAUAAGGAUAAGGAUACCAAGCAGGUGAAAGCAUCUGCUUACGAAGACGUUUACAACGCGCAACAUCCUGCAGGCAGCGCGGAAGAGAAAACGGAGGAGGAGACGAAAAAGUCAAAGGACAGAGGCAGCGGAAUAUUCUCAGGUAUCUUCAAGGGCGGGAAACUGAAGAAGGGCAAGAAGGGCUCGAAGGAUACGUCCUUCGACAGCAGCGACGAAGAAGCAAAGACCGGCGCGAUAAAGGCUCCUGAACAGCUGGCGGAGCAGCCUGCCGACAAGAUCGCGGAUUCUCGUUUCGAUAGCGUGCUUCCGGAAAUCAUGGUCGCGCCCGACGUGAAGUCGGCCACCAUGGAGUUUCUCGAUGACUCCAGGCGAGUCGCUGCGGGCAUGCACGCGCUCUACGAAGGUCCCAGUAAAGCGGAGGACGCCGUGAAAGAAGAGACGAAGACCGAGACCGUCGAAAGCAGCGGCGAUGACGACGGCAAAGACAAAGCCGGCUUCUUCUCGAGUCUGUUCAAGAGCAAAACCAAGAAGGAUGAGACCGCCGACGGGACGGUGAUCCCCGUGAUCCACGUGGAGAAGCCGAAAGAGACUGCGGAGCAGAUCGCAAAGAAGGAGAAGAAGAAGCUGGCGGCGCUCGUGAAGGAGACCGAAGAGCAGCUGGAACAGCAGCUGCGCGAGAAGGCGAAGGACGAGACGGCCAAGGUCACCGAUGUGACCCUGCCGAGCGCGACUGUCGAGAAGCAGGUGGAGAAAGCCGUGAAGAACGGCACGAAGGCCGUCGAAGAUGCGAAGAGCAAGGUCGUCACGUCGAUCACAGACGAGCAACCGCGCGGCAAGGACGACGAAAAGGACGAGGAGGCAAAGGAGAAGAGCGGCUUCUUUGGCAUCUUCAAGAGCCCGAAAUCUCGAGAGAAGCGGCUCGGCAAGUCAAAGGAGACGUCCUUCGACAGCGGCGAUGAGGAGAUCCGGGUCGUCACGGAAAAGUUGUUGGACGACACACGGAAGAUCGCCGACGUCAGCGUCGUCCCGGUUGCGUACAAAACUGAUGGCACCAAAGUCACUCCGCAGGAAGAGGUGCGCACCUUCACCUCGGCCACGUUCUACGACGCCGACACGCCGGCCGACAAGACCGGUAAGUCCUAUGACGUGAUGCAAACGAAGACGACGAUCGAGAGGAUCGUAAUUCGCGAGGAGAUGAACGGGAAGGCAGACAUCGACAAGGAAAAGGAUCAGAAAGUAGACGCCAAAGCAGAUGCCGAGAAGGUCGUCUCGGAGGUGAAACCCGAAAGCACGGAACCGAAAGUGCCCGAGGAGGAGGCUGCCGAUGAAGUCGGCAAAGAGAAGAGCGGCGGCUUCUUCGGCAUGUUUAAGAGCCCGAAGCUGAAGAGCAAGAAGCGCAGCAGGUCCCGUGAGCAGAGUUCGUCGAAGGAGACCUCCUUCGACAGUGGGGACGAGGAGGUUCGCUUGGCGAACUUCGCGAAAGUACUGGAGGACACCAGACAGAUGGCGGACAGCAUGCAGCAACCGUCUGAAGAAAAGAUACUGGAGCAAGAGGUGUCUGCGCUCGUUAAGACCGCCCUGGAGCAAAUCAUGCAAGAGGAGCUGAAGAAGACCAGCACCUGCGAGGACGAGGCUACUGAGAAGGAGAAGGGAAGCGGCAUCUUCGGUAUAUUCCGAAGCCCCAAGCAGGCGAGAAGCUCCAGAAGCAGGUCCAAAGAGAAGACCCCGUCGCUGGAGUUACCGGACAGCGGCCAGGAGGACAUGCGAGAGGUAACGGCGAAGUUCCUGGAAGACUCGCGCAACAUGGCGCUUGCCACCGGCAAACCGACGGACGACAAAUCGACCAAGGACGCGAAAAAGUUUGAACAGCACGUUGCUGUUGCUGUAGAUGAUGUCGGGAAAGCCAUGAAGGAUGGCAAAGACGCGCUUGCCAGGAAAAUGGACGAAAAGACGUCAGACGCGGUCGACGCCGCCGAAGCAGCUAAAGACAAGACAACGAAGGAGGCGAAGAAAGCGAAGGAGAAGGGCGCGGGCUUCUUGUCGGGCAUCUUCAAGGGCACGAAACACGCCAUUGAGGACGCGACGGACGACGUAAAAGAGUUCUUGGACGAGACGAAGAAAGAAGCCGCUCUGGAGGAGGCACGAGCGAAAGAAGCGACAGCCGCUGGCGUGAAAGAAUUGGAGCAGAAGAAAGAUGCCAUGGUGACUGGCGCGAAAGAGGCCGUUGACAAGGCAGCGGCGGACGCCAAGGAUGUCAAGGACAAGACAGUAUCGACAGUGAAGGAGAAGAAGGAGAAGGCCGUGGAAAAAGUGUCGAAGGACGCGGAGAAGGCGGCGGACCUCGCGAAAGCUGCCGCUGACCAAGCGACUGCAGACGCGAAGAAAGUCAGCGAAAAAGUGGGAGCGACCGCAAAGGACGUUGCUCAAGCUAGCAAAGAUAUCAAAGAAGCAGUCACUGCGGAGGCAAAAGAGGAUGCGAAGAUCGCUAAGGAGAAGUUAUCCUCCGCCGCUGAGGCCUCUGCGGACGCCGCAGCGGCUGCGAAAGACAAAGCCGCCAAGGAGGCGAAGAAAGCGAAAGAAAAGGGCAGCGGAUUCUUCUCGGGUAUAUUCAAAGGUGCGAAACACGCCACGGAGGAUGUAACAGACGACGUGAAGGAGUUUUUGGAUGAAACGAAGAAGGAGGCUCAAAUAGAAGAAAAGCGCGCCAAAGAGAAGGCAGCAGCUGGUCUCAAGGACUUGAAGGAUAAGAAAGACGCUGCGGUAAGCGGAGCUCAAGAAGCAGCAGAGAAAGUCGCGGCUGACGUGAAAGAUGCUAAGGAUAAGACAGUAGCUGCUCUGAAGGAGAAGAAGGACAAAGUCGCGGAAGAAGUAUCGAAGGACACUCAGAAAGUCACCGAUACUACCAAAGCAGCUGGUGAGAAAGUGACGGAGGAAACGAAGAAAAUUGGUGAAAAAAUCAGCGCCACUGCUGUUGCUGUAGCAAAGGGUGCUAAGGAUACCAAGGACGCAGCAGUUAAAGAGGUGAAGGACGAUGCGAAAUUGGCGAAGGAGAAGCUAGAAGCGGGCGCAGAAGCCGUUGCGGAAAGUGCAGAGAGUGCGAAGGAUAAGGCGAGCAAGGAAGCGAAGAAAGCUAAAGAGAAGACCAGCGGAUUCUUCUCCGGGAUAUUUAAAGGCGCGAAACACGCUGUGGAAGACGCUACAGACGACGUUAAAGAGUUCUUGGAUGAAACAAAGAAGGAAGCUCAAUUAGAAGAAGAACGUACUAAAGAAAAAGCUGCGGCAGGUCUCAAAGACUUGAAGGAUAAGAAAGAGACUGUUGUAAGCGGAACUCAAGAAGCUGUAGGGAAAGUUGCAGUUGACGUGAAAGAUGCUAAGGAUAAGACAGUAGCUGCUUUGAAGGAGAAGAAGGGCAAAGUCGCGGAAGAAAUAUCGAAGGACACUCAGAAAGUCACCGAUACUACCAAAGCAGCUGGUGAAAAAGUGGCGGAGGAAACGAAGAAAAUUGGUGAGAAAAUCAGCGCCACUGCUGCUGAUGUAGCGAAGGGUGCUAAGGAUACCAAGGACGCAGCAGUUAAAGAAGUGAAAGACGAUGCGAAAUUGGCGAAAGAGAAAUUAGUCGCAGGCGCUGAGGCUGUCGCAGAAACAGCGGAAGCAGCAAAAGACAAAGCGAGCAAGGAAGCCAAGAAAGCUAAAGAGAAAACCAGUGGGUUCUUCUCUGGGAUAUUUAAAGGCGCGAAACAUACCGUAGAAGACGCAACCGAUGAUGUCAAGGAGUUUUUGGAUGAGACAAAGAAGGAAGCUCAGUUGGAAGAAGAACGUGCCAAGGAAAAGGCCGCUGCUGGACUCAAAGACUUGAAGGAUAAGAAGGAUGCUGUUGUGAGUGGGGUACAAGAAGCAGCAGACAAAGCUGUUGCUGGUGCCAAGGAUGCCAAGGACAAAACAGUUUCCGCUGUUAAAGAUAAGAAAGACAAAAUUGCAGAGGAGGUGUCAAAAGAUGCCCAGAAAGUCACCGACACCACAAAGGCUGCUGGUGAGAAAGUGGCGGAGGAAACGAAGAAGAUUAGUGAAAAAAUCAGCGCUACUGCUGCUGAUGUAGGAAAGGGCGCUAAGGAUACCAAGGACGCAGCAGUUAAAGAGAUAAAAGACGAUGCAAAAUUGGCGAAGGAGAAAUUGUCAGCAGGCGCUGAGGCUGUCGCAGGAACAGCUGAUGGAGCGAAGGAUAAGGCGACGAAGGAAGCCAAGAAAGCUAAAGAGAAGACCAGUGGUUUCUUUUCCGGAAUCUUCAAGGGAACCAAGCAUGCUGUUGAAGAUGCGGUUGAUGAUAUGAAGGAAUUCGUGGACGAGAGUAAGAAGGAAGCUGCUUUGGAAGAAGAGCGUGCUAAAGAAAAGGCCGCUGCGGGUCUUAAGGAUUUAAAGGAUAAGAAAGAUGCUGUCGUUAGCGGAACUCACGAAGCUGCAGAAAAAGUUGCAGCUGAUGUGAAAGACGCCAAGGACAAAACGGUAUCUGCCGUAAAAGAUAAAAAGGACAAAGUUGUGGAGGAAAUUUCGAAGGAUACCCAGAAGAUUGCUGACACUAGUAAAGCGGCUGGUGAAAAAGUGGCGAUCGAGACGAAGAAGAUCGCUGAGAAAGUAGGAUCAGCCGCAGCUGAUGUUGCGCAAGGCGCAAAGGACACCAAGGAUGCAGCAAUGAAGGAGGUGAAGGAAGAUGCGAAAUUGGCAAAAGAGAAAUUGGCAGCAGGCGCUGAGGCUGUCGCGGAAUCCGCAGAGGCUACUAAGGAUAAGGCCAGCAAGGAAGCGAAAAAAGCCAAGGAGAAGACUAGUGGUUUCUUCUCCGGAAUCUUCAAGGGAGCCAAGCAUGCAGUUGAAGAUGCGACUGAUGACAUGAAGGAAUUCCUGGACGAGACUAAGAAGGAAGCUCAAUUGGAGGAACAGCGGGCAAAAGAAAAGGUUGCUACUGGAGUCACGAACUUGAAGGAUAAAAAGGAUGCUGUCGUAAGUGGAGUCCAAGAAGCCGGUGAUAAGGUUGCCGCUGAUGUAAAAGACGCCAAGGAUAAAACAGCUGCUGCUGUCAAAGAUAAAAAAGACAAGAUUGCGGAGGAAGUCUCUAAGGGUGCUGAGAAGGCAGCCGACGUCACGAAAGCAGCUGGCGAGAAGGUAAUCUCGACUGCUGCGGAUGUAGCGCAAGGAGUCAAAGACACUAAGGAAGCAGCUGUUAAAGAGAUCAAAGAGGAUGCGAAACUAGCGAAGGAAAAAUUGACGGCUGGCGCUGAUGUCGUGGCUGAUGCCGCGGAUACUGCCAAAGAUAAGGCGAAGAAAGCCAAAGAGAAAGGUUCUGGCUUCUUUUCCGGCAUCUUCAAGGGCGCGAAACACGCUGCGGAGGACGUAAGUGAAGACAUCAAGGAACAUGCGGUCGACGCAAAGAAGGAAGCAGCUGAAGGAUUAGAGGAUUUGAAGCGUAAAAAAGACACUGUAGUAGACAGUGCCAAGGACAUCGUGGAUAAAGCAGCUGAGGGUGCAAAAGACGCCAAGGACAAGACAGUUUCAGCCGCGAAAGAGACGAAGGAUAAGAUCGUGGACACAGUCGCUAAGGACGCGGAAAAAGUGACGGUCACCUUGAAGGCAGCCGGCGAUGAUGUAACCACGAAAGUAAAGGAAAUCGGUUACAAAGCGGAAACCACAGCGGCUGACGUAGGCCGCGGUGUGAAAGACGCCAAGGAUUCGGUCGUCGCGGAAGCGAAACAAGACGCCAAAGUGGCGAAGGAGAAAUUGGCCGCCGGAGUUGAGUCCGUCGCGGACACAGCGGAAGCUGCCAAGGACAAGACAGCUAAGGAAGCGAAAAAGGCCAAAGAAAAGACUAGUGGUUUUCUCUCAGGGAUAUUCAAAGGAUCCAAGCACUCCGUAGAUAGCACUGCGGAGGACGUGAAGGAAUUCUUGGAAGAGACCAAAAAGGAAGCUGCAUUGGAACAAGCGCGCGUCAAAGAGGCAGCGGAAGCUGAACUGAAGGACCUGGAGCGCAAGAAAGAUAGUGCUGUUGCUGAUGUGAAAGAGGCGAAGGAUCUUACAACUGAAAAGAUAGCCGAGAAAAUCAGCAAAGCUGCUGAUGCAACCAAAGCGACAGGAGAAAAAGCAGUAGCUGAUACCAAACAACUUGCUAGCGAUAUCGCGCAAGGUAUUGCGGAAACUAAGGAUGGCAUAACGAAAGAAUUGAAAGAGGACGCAAAAACAACGAAAGACAAAAUCAAAGCAGGUGGCGAUGCAGUGGUAGACAGCGCUGUAGCUACGAAGGAUAAAGCAACGAAAGAAGCGAAGAAGGCUAAGGAGAAGGGUAGUGGCUUUCUUUCAGGAAUAUUCAAGAGCGCAAAACACUCCGCAGAAGAAGUAUCCGACGAUGUGAAGGAAUUUCUAGAUGAGACUAAGAAAGAAGCUGCAAUGGAGGAAGAACGUGCCAAGAAAAAAGCCACUGCUGGUCUCAAAGAUCUAAAGGAUAAAAAAGAUGCUGUUGUGAGCGGAGUACAGGAGACCGCUGAUAAAGCCGCUAUCGAAAUGAAAGAUGCGAAGGAUAAAACAGUAUCUGCUAUGAAAGACAAAAAGGACAAAAUUGUGGAAGAAAUUUCCAAGGACGCCCAAAAGGUUGCCGAUACUACGAAGGCAACCGGAGAGAAAAUUGCAACAGAAACGAAAAAGGCCGGAGAAAAAAUUGGAUCAGCUGCAGCAGGCGUCGUGCAAGGUGUUAAGGACACUAAGGACGCAGCAGUUAAAGAGGUGAAAGGUGAUACGGAAUUGGCGAAAGAGAAAUUAGCUGCAGGUGCUGAGGCUGUUGCAGAAACAGCGGAGGCAACAAAAGAUAAGGCGAGCAAGGAAGCCAAGAAAGCUAAAGAGAAGACCAGUGGGUUCUUCUCCGGGAUAUUCAAAGGCGCGAAACACACCGUAGAAGACGCAACCGACGAUGUCAAGGAAUUUUUGGAUGAGACAAAAAAGGAAGCUCAACUGGAAGAAGAACGUGCCAAGGAAAAGGCUGCUGCUGGACUCAAAGAUAUGAAGGAUAAGAAGGAUGCUAUUGUGAGUGGAGUACAAGAAGCAGCAGACAAAGCUGUUGCAGGUACCAAGGAUGCUAAGGACAAGACAGUUUCCGCUGUUAAAGACAAGAAAGACAAAAUUGCAGAGGAGGUGUCAAAGGAUGCCCAGAAAGUCGCCGACACCACAAAGGCAGCUAGUGAGAAAAUGGUGGAAGAAACGAAGAAGAUUAGUGAAAAAAUUAGCGCAACUGCCGCUGAUGUAGUGCAGGGCGCUAAGGAUACCAAGGACGCAGCAGUUAAAGAGGUGAAGGACGAUGCAAAAUCGGCGAAGGAGAAAUUGUCAGCAGGCGCUGAGGCUGUUGCAGAAACAGCUGAUGGAGCGAAGGAUAAGGCGACGAAGGAAGCCAAGAAAGCUAAAGAGAAGACCAGUGGUUUCUUUUCCGGAAUCUUCAAAGGAGCCAAGCAUGCUGUUGAAGAUGCGGUUGAUGACAUGAAGGAAUUUGUGGACGAGAGUAAGAAGGAAGCUGCUUUGGAAGAAGAGCGUGCUAAAGAAAAGGCCGCUGCGGGUCUUAAGGAUUUAAAGGAUAAGAAAGAUGCUGUCGUUAGCGGAACUCACGAAGCUGCAGAAAAAGUUGCAGCUGAUGUGAAAGACGCCAAGGACAAAACGGUAUCUGCUGUAAAAGAUAAAAAGGACAAAGUCGUGGAGGAAAUUUCGAAGGAUACCCAGAAGAUUGCUGACACUACUAAAGCGGCUGGUGAAAAAGUGGCGAUCGAGACGAAGAAGAUCGCUGAGAAAGUAGGAUCAGCCGCAGCUGAUGUUGCGCAAGGCGCUAAGGACACCAAGGAUGCAGCAGUGAAGGAGGUGAAGGAAGAUGCGAAAUUGGCAAAAGAGAAAUUGGCAGCUGGCGCUGAGGCUGUCGCGGAGUCCGCAGAGGCUACUAAGGAUAAGGCCAGCAAGGAAGCGAAAAAAGCCAAGGAGAAGACUAGUGGUUUCUUCUCCGGAAUCUUCAAGGGAGCCAAGCAUGCAGUUGAAGAUGCGGCUGAUGACAUGAAGGAAUUCCUGGACGAAACUAAGAAGGAAGCUCAAUUGGAGGAACAGCGGGCAAAAGAAAAGGUUGCCACAGGUGUCAAGGAUUUAAAGGAUAAAAAGGACGCUGCCGUCGCCGGAGUUCAAGAGUCUGUAGAGAAGGCAGCUGCUGAUGUAAAGGAUGCAAAAAGCAAAACAGUUUCCACUAUUAAGGAGAAGAAGGAUAAAGUUGUUGAGGAAGUUUCCGAAGAUGCCCAGAAGGUUGCCGAUAUUACGAAAGCAGCAGGUGAGAAAGUGUCAACGGAGACGAAGAAAGUCAGUGAGAGAAUAGGAGCCGCAGCUGCAGACGUUACUCAGGGAGUCAAGGACGCCAAGGAUACGGCGGUAAAGGAAGUGAAGGAAGACACCAAAUUGGCGAAGGAGAAAUUGGCUGCUAGCUCUGAGGCUGUCGCAGAAACCGCGGAAGAUGUAAAAGAUAAAGCGAAGAAAGCCAAAGAGAAAGGAAGUGGUUUCUUCUCGAGCAUCUUCAAAGGCGCGAAGCACACCGCUGAUGAGAUAGUUGACGACACGAAGGAUCUCGUUGACGACGUGAAGAAGGAAGCGGCUUCCGAAGGUGAACGCGUGAAAAAAAUGGCAGAAUCUGGCUUGGAAGAUUUGAAGGACAAGAAAGACAGUGCAAUCGACAGCAUGAAGGAGGCGAAAGACGACGCUAAAACAGCUGUGAAGGACGCAUCGGAUAAGGUGGCAGAAAAAUUAUCUGAUGGUGUCCAUAAGGCUUCCGAAGGCGUGAAAGACGUGAGUGGCAAGCUGGCGGCCGAUGUGAAGGAAGCCGGCGAGAAGACAAAGUCAGCCGGACGAGAUUUCGUGGAAGAUGCUAAGGAUACUAAGGAUGCGAUUGCAAAGAAGGUGAAGGAGGACGCGCAGGCAGGAAAGGAGAAGUUAACAGCUGGGGCGGAGGUUGUCGCCGACAAGGCGGAAACGGCCAAGGACAAGGUCGCCAAGGAAGCGAAGAAGGCCAAGGACAAGGGUAGCGGUUUCCUUUCGGGCAUGUUCAAAGGUGCAAAGCAGAGUGCCGAGAGUGCGACUGACGAUGUGAACAAAUUCUUAGACGAAAUGCGCAGGGACGCGACGUUGGAGCAAGAACGUGCGAAGGAGGCAGCGGCGGAAGGCUUGAAAAACCUGGAACACAAGAAGGAUACCGUGGUGAGUGGUGUAAAAGAUACAGCUGAUCGAGCUGUUGCUAGCGUAAAGGAUGCCAAGGAUAAGACCGUAGCAGCUGUGAAAGACACAAAGGAUAAGAUCGCAGAGAAAGUGUCGGAGGACAUCGACAAAGCUUCUGAUGCUAUGAAAGCUGCCAAGGCCAAAGUGGCAUCAGAAACGAAAGAGGUUGGUGAAAAGAUCGACUCAACAGCACGCGACGUGGCUCAAGGAGUCGUGGAUGUCAAAGACGCAGCUGUCAAGGAAGUUCAAGACGAUGCAAAGAUGGUGAAAGACAAAGUAGCAGCCGGUGCUGAAGCAGUAGCCGAAGGCGCCCACACUGCUAAGGAUAAAGCUAGCAAGGAAACGAAGAAGGCUAAGGAAAAGGGAUCUGGCUUCUUGUCAGGUAUCUUUAAAGGCGCAAAACAUGCCGUAGAUGAUGCAACCGACGACAUGAAGGAGUUUUUGGAGGAAACGAAGAAAGAAGCUCAGGCAGAAGAACAACGGGCCAAGGAAAGAGCCGCUGCUGGUCUCAAGGACUUGAAGGAUAAAAAGGAUGCGGUUGUUAGUGGAGUCCAAGAGUCGGCAGACAAAGUUAUUACUGACGUGAAAGAUGCAAAGGAUCAAACGGUUUCUGCUGUCAAAGAGAAGAAGGACAAGGUCGUGGAGAGUGUGGCGAAAGACACCCAGAAGGUUGCCGACACCACGAAGGCGGCUAGCGAAAAAGUAGCAGAGGAAACGAGAAAGAUCGGCGAGAAGAUCAGCGUAACUGCCGCGGAUGUAGCGCAGGGAUCCAAAGACACCAAGGAUGCAGCGAUUAAGGAAGUGAAGGAAGAUGCCAAAUUGGCGAAAGAUACGUUGGCAGCCGGAGUCGGUGCCGUGGCCGACAGUGCUGAAGCUGCCAAAGACAAGACAACGAAGGAAGUGAAGAAGGCUAAGGAGAAAGGAGCCGGUUUCCUGUCUGGCAUAUUCAAAGGUACGAAACAUACCGUGGAAGAAGCAGCCGACGAUGUGAAGGAGUUCUUGGAUGAAACGAAGAAAGAAACUCAACUGGAAGAGCAGCACAUCAAAGAAAAGGCAGCAGCUGGUCUCAAGGACUUGAAAGAUAAAAAAGACGCUGCCGUAAGCGGAGCUCAAGAAGCCGCAGAGAUAGUCGCGGCUGACAUGAAGGAUGCUAAGGAUAAGACAGUAGCUGCUGUGAAGGAGAAGAAGGACAAAGUCGCGGAAGAAGUAUCGAAGGACACUCAGAAGGUCACCGAUACUACCAAAGCAGCUGGUGAGAAAGUGACGGAGGAAUCGAAGAAAAUUGGCGAAAAAAUCGGCACUGCUGCGGCGGAAGUUGCGCAAGGUGCUAAGGAUCUCAAAGAUGCAGCGGUGAAAGAAGUUAAAAAAGAUACGAAAGUGGUGAAGGACAAACUGGCAGCUGGGUCCGCAGCAGUAGCUGACGGUGCGGAAGCAGUCAAAGACAAGGCAUCUAAAGAAGCGAAGAAGGCUAAGGAAAAGGGUUCUGGCUUCCUGUCGGGCAUAGUCAAGGGCGCGAAACAUGCCGUCGAGAGCGCCAAAGGCGACGUCAAGGAUUUCCUGGACGAGACAAAGCACGAAGCUGAAUUGGAGGAAGCUAGUGCCAAGGAGGCUGCAGCGGCCAGUCUGAAAGAGCUGGAGCAUAAAAAGGACGCUGUUAUCAGUGGCGUUAAGGACGCAGCCGAUCGAACUGUCGCUGGAGUGAAGGAUGCCAAAGAGAAGACUGUAACAGCUGCAAAGGACACGAAAGAUAAAGUCACCGAGAAGGUGUCCGAGGAUUUGGACAAGGCCGCUGGAGCGGCCAAGGCAGCUAAGGACAAGAUGACUUCAGGUGCCAAGACAGUCGGUGAGAAGCUAGAGUCCACGGCACACGACAUCGCACAGGGUACCGCUGACGCUAAGGACGCAGCAGUCAAGGAGAUUCAGGACGACGCGAAGAUAGUAAAAAGCAAGAUGGCGGCUGGUGUCGAAGCCGUAGCCGACGGUGCGGACGCAGCCAAGGAUAAAGCGACUAAGGAAGCAAAGAAGGCUAAAGAAAAAGGCUCUGGCUUCUUGUCAGGCAUAGUCAAGGGCGCGAAACACGCUGUCGAGAGUGCCAAAGACGACGUCAAGGAGUUCCUGGACGAAACGAAACAUGAAGCUGAAUUGGAGGAAGCUCGUGCCAAGGAGGCAGCGGCAGCCGGAUUGAAGGAACUGAAGGACAAGAAGGAUAGCGUGGUCGCCGAUACGAAAGAGAUGAAAAACAAGAUGGCCAAAGAAGCGGGAAAAGCCGCGGACGCGACGAAGGCCACGGUGCAGAAACUGGCAAGCGAAACCCAGAAAGCUGGUGAAAAAGUAGAAAUCAAAGCGACAGAGGUCGCGCAUGAUAUCAAGGACGCCAAGGAGAGUCUGGGCAAGAAGUUCGAGGAAGACACGAAGGCAGUGAAGGACAAGUUAGCGACGAGCGCUGAAGCCGUUGCGGACGGUGCCAAAGCGGCCAAGGACCAGCUGGCGAAAGACGCCAAGAAGACGAAGGAUAAGAGCUCGGAUUUCCUAACUGGGGUAGUCCAAGGUGCGCAGCAGGCGAAACAAGACCUUACCGGCGACUUGAAGGAUUUCUUGGAGAUGACGAGACAAGAAGCAGCCAUUGAUGAGGCUCUCGCUAGAGAGGCCGCGACGGCGAGACUGCAGGAGCUCGGGCAAACGAAGGACGCCAAGGAGAAGACCGGUAAAGUAGUCGAAGAGAUUACGCACGUCACAAAGAUAGCGGUCGAGAAAGCCAAGUCCAGCGGUGAAGACGCGGCGCAGAAGGCUAAACGCGCCAAGGACGCUGUCGUAAGCGAAGUGAAGGACGACGCGAAAGUCGUCAAGGAGAAAUUAAUAGCCGUCGCCGACGGUGCGGAGGCCGCCAAGGACAAGAGCGUGAAGGAGACGAAGAAGGCGAAACAAAAGGCCGGAGGCUUCCUAUCGGGCGUAGUGAAGAGCGCCAAACACGCAGUAGAGGGCGCCACUGACGACAUGCGAGACUUCUUGCAGGAGACGAAGCAGGAAGCGAUCGCGGAAGAGGCUCGCGCGAAAGAAAGAGUCGCGGCGAAGCCGGCUAAGAGCGACGCGAAGGACAAGUCCAACGGCGCUGUGAAAGACGCCAAGAGGAAGGUCUCCCCGAGAGUCCCCAAGCUCGAGAGCGCGAGAUCCUUGUCGACGUCGUCGUCGUCGUCGUCGUCGUCAACGCUGACAGACGCGCGCGUAGGUGGUCACCGCGAGGUCGCGUCGGCGUCCGAGCGCGUUCAGGAUAUAGUCGGCCGCGACUCCGAGGCCGCCAGGCUGGAGAAGUCGGCCCCCGCCGACGUCGAGCAUUUAUCCGAAUCAGUUAGGGUUAAGAGAGUCUCUCGCAUUCCACAAAAGAUUAGUCCGGCUAAGGAUAUCGGGACCGGGGCCGGCGGUCACACGUUGGCCACCGCGUCGGACGAUUCAGGGUCGGGUUCGGGUUCGGCUUCGGGUUCGAGUAGGUUAGAGGCAGUAUCUAUGGUAGGGCACCCCGAGCCUCACACACGGCACACCGUCACCACAGUCGUGACAAAGUCUGUGCGAACGACCCCACCACCACCCGGUCUCGCCGAGUUCAGUGACAGUAGAACCGAAGACGUGACCGAAGAGGCUGCGAGGCGGGCGCAGAAUCUGGCGGGACAGGCGUACGUGUCGAGCAAAGCAGGGCAUGAUUCGGCUGAGAUUGAUGGGACUGUAGAGAGGCAUGCUACUUCUGCUCCAUCAAAGCAACCUGUUCCCGCCCCGCGUCACUCCACCAAGCCGUCUACCAAAGCCGAGCUCCGUCUGGAGCUCGGUGACGUCUCACGAUUACCAUCACACGGCUCCACCGGCAAAGGUAAAGCGCUCGAGCAGCCCGCCAGCAAGCCGACGCAAGAGGGCCACUCGCCGAGCAAGAGCAGCCCAAAGAGCAAGAUACCCGUGAAAGCGAGGAGGCAGUCCUCGGACAGCGAGGAGCCCCCGCUGGUAAUCGACAAGGUAGCCGAAAGACCCAACGUCGUCGAGUCCCCGAAGAAGGAGCGCGCCGCUCCGAGAACAAUCUCCCGGACCGUCCGUUGCGUCACCAAGGAGUACACUGACGGGGAACUGACGAAAGAGACAGUAGAGGAGAGAGUGUCGCCGGGAGACGUGAUCCAGAUGGUCGGGACAGAGCAUCUGACCGAGAUCAUGACCGGCGGGCUGGGAAUAGCUUCUUCCACGGGCGACAAUGCGAUCGAACAGCUACGAAGAACAACGACUACCACCGUGGCGACCAGCAACGAUCAGUCGGUCGAUCCCGAGAAGCUGGAGGAGCUGCUUAAGACGGGCGGAGUCGUGGAGACGGUGAGGACCGUGACUCUCACCGCGGAGGGCAGCGCUUUGGAACCGAUGACGCGCGAGGAGGUCGUGAAGAGGAUAAAUCAGGUAGCCAGCACCUUGCCGAACGAGAUCUUUGACUUCGGCGACAAGUUUCCGGACUCUACCAACAGCACCACCACCACGAUUAAGACCGGCAAGUCCACGGACUCGGAGGGUUCCGUGCAAACGGUCACGACCGUGCAGCGCGUUACGAUGGAGAUGCCGGAGGUCGAGAGAACCGAGAAGGUGGUGAGAACGGUCAUUACCUCCGGCGGCGGCGGCGGCGGCUACGAGGACAUUCUAAAGAGGAGCCUCGAAGAGCGGCUCGCGAAACCCGAGAUUGGGGACACCGCCUCGUGGGCGGCGGCGGCGGCUGCGACGACGGCUGCUGCCGCCGGCCGUCCGCUGGUCAAGGACGAGAAGUCCGAGGAGAUGGCCUGGGAUGUGUCGAUGUCCAAGCGACAAGAGGAACGGCCAGAUCAGUGGGAGAGCUCGCGCUUCUCCCAAGACACCUCGCCUGGCUCCGGCAACGGCGACGUUUACGCCACUGCCAACAACAACGACGGCGGCAACAACAACAAGAACGGUAGUGCGAGACACGAAGUGCACAGCGACACCGAUAGUGACGGGUCGCCGCAACCUAGAAGACGAUCCCCGAGCAAGAGGCGUACAUUGGGCAGUUCCAGCGGGUCGGAUGUAGCACUGCACGAAGGUGCGGAGCUGUCCCCGUUGGAGGACGACCAAGAAUCUGACUUUUUGCAACAUAGCGAGCCAUCCUUCAUGGAAACGACAACGAUCGAGGUGGAUCCUGUCACGCAGGAAAGUAUAACGACGACCACACGAACGGAGACGAGAACAAUAUCGUCCGCGGCAGCCGGCGGCACGGACGAGCUGCGAGAAUCUAUGCAGAAAAUCAUGGACACGUUCAUGACGGAGGAGAAGAAGGACCACUAAGGGCGGGGAACGACCAGCUACUUUUCAAGGAGGAAUCGCGAAAGGAGAGAAACAGGAAGAGGGAAUGAGAGAAAGAGACAGACAGACGCAGGAGGAAGAGGGAUCGCCGAGUGGUUUCGGCGACGCCGCAGGAUUAUUCCGCAACGUCGGUCGAAGACCGUCAUCGCUUCAGGACGACCCUCGUGAGGUUCGACGCGUCCUCGAGUGUCGAACGACAACGAGUUCUCAAUUUCCACAUACCUGUAGGGAGCUGCGGAGGCGCGAGGACUCGACUCGAUGUCCAGUAUCUCCUGAAUCACGCGAGUACGCGAUUCUUCGAGGACGGACCACGUCCCCGUCUCCGAGGCUACACCAAGCAUGCACAAUGAUUUUUAACUACCACGCUCUCAUGGCCUAUGCUUCGGAUUUGCUUGCCUUUCCGUUCCGCUCAGUUGCCUUAUACUCUUUGCGUUCUUCAAUCUCGCGCGGUCAAUGAUGGACGAUGAUGAUGGGGAGGAUGAGGAGGAGGAGGAGGGGAUAAUGAUGACGCUGAUAGUGAUGAUAAUGAUGUUGUGUAUUGUCGUUGCUAGUCCGACUAGCCAAUCUGCUAGUCCUCACUAUGCCAACCCGUCCAUGUACAACGCCUUUCUCGUGUUGUUUGAAGCUAAAUGCAAAUUGGAAGAGAGGAGAAAGGAUAAGGAGAGGAAGAGGGAGAGAGAGAGAGAGAGAGAGAGAAAGAGAGAGAGAGAGGGGAAACGAGGAAGAAAAAACAGGCGAACGUGGAAAGACGAGACGAUAAAGGCAAUGAGAA
Harpegnathos saltator (Jerdon's jumping ant) is the source of this 21962-nucleotide messenger RNA. Its product is annotated as ankyrin-3. Bases 641 to 21172 code for a protein of 6843 amino acids. Gene Ontology annotation, cellular component: extracellular region. The record is from RefSeq and is a predicted model, not a curated record. Gene Ontology annotation, molecular function: lipid binding; protein binding. NCBI's taxonomy places the organism in Eukaryota, Metazoa, Arthropoda, Insecta, Hymenoptera, Formicidae. Gene Ontology annotation, biological process: signal transduction; lipid transport; lipoprotein metabolic process. The transcript is spliced from 37 exons.